AGCCGGCCACGGGCGGCCCUUCCGGCCGUAAAGCGCGCCCGGCCCGGCCGCAAAUGCAGGUGUCGCACAGCGCCGCGAAGAGGCUCGGAGGACUCGGAGCAUACGAGAUGCGAUGGAGUUUGCUCUCCCCCUACCAUGGGGCUGCCCCUCCGCACCCUGCUGCUCCUGCCCCUGCUGUGCCCAGCAGGUGCCCCCUUCCGGAUCUGCGCCUUCAACCUGCAGCGCUUUGCCAGCCCCAAAGCGGCCAAGGCUGCCGUCAUGGACACGCUGGUCAAGAUUGUGUCUCGCUGUGACAUUGCGGUGCUGCAAGAGGUGAUGGAUGCCAAGGGGCAGGCCGUGCCCGCGCUGAUCAGUGCCCUGCACAGAUCUGCAGGCCCCGACUCCUACAAAGCCCUGGGCAGCCCGCUGCUGGGAGCCGGGAAUUACCAGGAGCGCUACGUCUUCGUGUACCGGUCCGGCCGCACCCAGGUCCUCGACUCCUACGUGUACCUGGACGAGAACCCCAAUAGACCGGACGCCUUCGCCCGCGAACCCUUUGUUGCGCGCUUCAGCCUGCCCAGCAAAGUCCUCCCCACCCUGGUGCUUGUCCCCCAGCACACCAUGCCCAAGAAGGCCGAGGCGGAGAUCGACGCGCUCUACGAUGUCUUCCUGGAUGUCCAGGCCCGUUGGGGGAUGGAGGACAUCAUGUUCCUGGGGGACUUUAACGCUGACUGCGGUUACGUGGCCAAGAAGCGCUGGGGCCAGAUCCGGCUGCGGCGCGAGCCCGGCUUCCGCUGGCUAAUCGGAGACGCCGCCGACACCACUGUGCGGAACAGCACACGCUGCGCCUACGACAGGAUCGUGGUGCAUGGGGAGCGCUGCCUGGGGCUGCUGGUGCCCGGCUCAGCCCAGCCCUUCGACUUCCCUGGCACGUUCGGGCUCACGGAGACCGAGAUCCUGGUGCGCUGUGACAUCGCUGCCGUGCUGGAGGUGCGGGAUGCAACGGGGAACGCUGUGCAGGCCCUGCUAUGGGAGCUGAACAGGUACGACCCGUCCCACAGCUACGCCCAGCUGGGCAGCCGGCGACUCGGCCGCGGGACCUACAAAGAGCAGAUCGUCUUCGUGUAUCGGGCGGACCUGGUGACGGUCACAGACUGGUACCAGUUGGGGGAGGCUGGACACUUUGCCCGGGGGCCCUUUGCCGCCCGCUUCCAUGCGCCCAGCACAGCCAUCAAGGACUUUGUGCUGCUCUCGCAUCAUGCCAGCCCCCGGAACGCACCCCACGAGAUCCAUCAGCUCCACCGGGUCUGCCAGGAACUGAGCCAGCGCUGGGGAACCCAGAACGUGAUGGUGCUGGGGGACUUAAAUGCAGGGGGGCCCUAUGUCCCCCCCAGCGCCUGGGGGUCCAUCCGGCUGCGCUGGGAUCCCCGCUUCCACUGGCUGAUCGGGGAUGGCGUCGAUACCACGGUGCGAGCCCGGACCCACUGUGCCUACGACAGGAUCGUGGUUCAGGGGGACGAGCUGCUCAGAGCCGUGGUGCCCGGCUCAGCCAAAGCGUACAACUUCGCCAGGAGCCUGGGGCUGUCGGAGGAGGAGGCCCUGCAGGUCAGCGACCAUUACCCCGUGGAGGUGAACCUGCGCCUGGCCAGCCGGACCCCCCGGGAGCUGUGA
Mauremys reevesii (Reeves's turtle) is the source of this 1650-nucleotide messenger RNA. It is a transcript of the gene DNASE1L1, whose product is annotated as deoxyribonuclease 1 like 1. Gene Ontology annotation, molecular function: DNA nuclease activity. NCBI's taxonomy places the organism in Eukaryota, Metazoa, Chordata, Testudines, Geoemydidae. Gene Ontology annotation, biological process: DNA catabolic process. The record is from RefSeq and is a predicted model, not a curated record. The transcript is spliced from 15 exons. The coding region runs from base 136 to 1650 and encodes 504 amino acids. Gene Ontology annotation, cellular component: nucleus.